AUGAUUCAGGAGAUUAAGCGCAUUAUCAAGGACAGCGAGAUCAUGAAGGAAGACGACACCAAGUGGCCGCAGAAGAACAAGGACGGCCGGCAGGAACUCGAGAUCAGGCUUGGAAGCGAGCACAUCUCGUUCGAGACGGCGAAGAUCGGGUCUUUGGUCGACGUGAACGAGAGCGAGGACCCUGAAGGCCUCCGUGUCUUCUACUAUCUGGUGCAGGAUCUGAAGGCGCUGGUGUUCUCGUUGAUCUCGCUGCACUUCAAGGUACGUUGA
Molecule: messenger RNA, 270 nt
Organism: Saxophila tyrrhenica
Lineage: Eukaryota; Fungi; Ascomycota; Dothideomycetes; Mycosphaerellales; Extremaceae
Exons: 3
Coding region: 1-270 (89 amino acids)
Biological process (GO): RNA splicing
Cellular component (GO): nucleus; exon-exon junction complex
Source: RefSeq, a predicted model, not a curated record